This is a messenger RNA of Myotis lucifugus (little brown bat), 3873 nucleotides long. Its product is annotated as alpha-actinin-2. Gene Ontology annotation, biological process: actin cytoskeleton organization; muscle cell development. Gene Ontology annotation, cellular component: Z disc; cortical actin cytoskeleton; cell projection. NCBI's taxonomy places the organism in Eukaryota, Metazoa, Chordata, Mammalia, Chiroptera, Vespertilionidae. The record is from RefSeq and is a predicted model, not a curated record. The coding region runs from base 121 to 2091 and encodes 656 amino acids. The transcript is spliced from 16 exons. Gene Ontology annotation, molecular function: actin filament binding; calcium ion binding.
CCAGCGCCCGUCCGUCCGCCUCCUCGAGCCGCCGCGCCACCGCCCGCGCCCACCGAGUCUCAGCGCCUCCGCCGCCGCCUGUUAGUCCAAGUCCGCCCGCAGCCCCCGACACCCAGCGCCAUGAACCAGAUCGAGCCCGGCGUGCAGUACAACUACGUGUACGAUGAGGACGAGUACAUGAUCCAGGAGGAGGAGUGGGACCGCGACCUGCUGCUGGACCCCGCCUGGGAGAAGCAGCAGAGGAAGGUCAGCCGGCGUGCCGUGUCCCCCCGCGUGUCCGUGUCCCCCACGAUCGAGAACAUCGAGGAAGACUUCAGGAACGGCCUGAAGCUCAUGCUGCUGCUGGAAGUCAUCUCAGGGGAGAGGCUGCCCAAGCCCGACCGGGGAAAAAUGCGCUUCCACAAAAUCGCCAACGUGAACAAAGCCUUGGAUUACAUCGCCAGCAAAGGCGUGAAGCUGGUGUCCAUCGGGGCGGAAGAAAUUGUGGAUGGCAACGUGAAGAUGACGCUGGGCAUGAUCUGGACCAUCAUCCUCCGCUUCGCCAUUCAGGACAUUUCAGUUGAAGAAACCUCCGCCAAGGAAGGCCUGCUGCUGUGGUGUCAGCGGAAAACCGCUCCUUACCGCAACGUCAACAUUCAGAACUUCCACACCAGCUGGAAGGAUGGCCUGGGACUCUGCGCGCUCAUCCACCGGCACCGGCCCGACCUCAUUGACUACCCCAAGCUGAACAACAUCGCCCCCCAGUCCACCCCCCCAGCAUGUGUGGGAAAUAUCAACCUGGCCAUGGAGAUUGCGGAGAAGCAUCUGGACAUUCCCAAAAUGCUGGACGCGGAAGGUGUUGUCAACACCCCCAAACCGGACGAAAGGGCCAUCAUGACGUACGUGUCCUGUUUCUACCAUGCUUUCGCGGGCGCGGAGCAGAGAACCGAGAAGUUGCUGGAGACCAUCGACCAGCUGCACCUGGAGUUUGCCAAGAGAGCUGCCCCGUUCAACAACUGGAUGGAGGGCGCCAUGGAGGACCUGCAGGACAUGUUCAUCGUCCACAGCAUCGAGGAGAUCCAGAGUCUGAUCACGGCCCACGAGCAGUUCAAGGCCACGCUGCCCGAGGCGGACGGCGAGCGGCAGUCCAUCAUGGCCAUCCAGAACGAGGUGGAGAAGGUCAUUCAGAGCUACAACAUCCGGAUCAGCUCCAGCAACCCCUACAGCACCGUCACCAUGGACGAGCUGAGGAACAAGUGGGACAAGGUGAAGCAGCUGGUGCCCAUCCGAGACCAGUCCCUGCAGGAGGAGCUGGCCCGCCAGCACGCCAACGAGCGCCUGCGCCGCCAGUUCGCUGCCCAGGCCAACGCCAUCGGGCCCUGGAUCCAGAACAAGAUGGAGGAGAUUGCCCGCAGCUCCAUCCAGAUCACCGGGGCCCUGGAGGACCAGAUGAACCAGCUGAAGCAGUACGAGCACAACAUCAUCAACUACAAGAACAACAUCGACAAGCUGGAGGGCGACCACCAGCUCAUCCAGGAGGCCCUGGUCUUCGACAACAAGCACACCAACUACACCAUGGAGCACAUUCGCGUGGGGUGGGAGCUGCUGCUGACGACCAUCGCCAGGACCAUCAACGAGGUGGAGACGCAGAUCCUGACGAGGGACGCCAAGGGCAUCACCCAGGAGCAGAUGAACGAGUUCAGAGCCUCCUUCAACCACUUCGACCGGAGGAAGAAUGGCCUGAUGGACCACGAGGAUUUCAGAGCCUGCUUGAUUUCCAUGGGCUACGACCUGGGUGAAGCCGAGUUUGCCCGCAUCAUGACCCUGGUGGAUCCCAACGGACAGGGCACCGUCACCUUCCAGUCCUUCAUCGACUUCAUGACCAGAGAGACGGCCGACACCGACACCGCGGAGCAGGUCAUCGCCUCCUUCCGCAUCCUGGCGUCCGAUAAGCCAUACAUCCUGGCGGAGGAGUUGCGGCGCGAGCUGCCCCCGGACCAGGCGCAGUACUGCCUGGGGCGCAUGCCAGCCUACAAGGGCCCGGGCGCGGUGCCUGGCGCCCUGGACUACGCGGCCUUCUCCUCCGCGCUCUACGGGGAGAGCGACCUGUGAGCCCGACGCUGGCCUGCCCACAGCAGGGAAAGACUUUGACGAGCGUGGUUAAGGGAAGGGACAGGGAGAGAUUUUGCGGCUCAGUAAUGGUUUAUGACAUAGUGUGCUUCAUCAGUAGGUUUCUUUAUUUCGGAAUUGUUAGCUAAAUGCGAUGGAAUAUCAGGGUUUUUUGGUUUGUUUCUUUGCUCAAACAAGGCAAAAUCCUUGAGUAGUAUGAAAUGAGGAGGAUCUAGGGACAGAAGAAAAGUACAAAAUGGGAAAUUCCCAAAUACCCAAGAUUUGAGACCAGGAAGAAAAAAUUGAGUAAAUGUUUGAUAUCUUUAAAAAUAUUCUUAAGUAGGCUUAUGUGAUUAUCGUGAGGGGAAUAUAUUUGGGAUAUUCGUGUUUUAUCUUCUCAUCCAAAGAUUAGCGAUAUUUAAGUACUAUUGUUUCUUUAGUUGAAUUUAAUGUUGUGAAACGGAACUUCCAGGGAAUGGAACCAGACGACCCAAAAUAUCUUUAGUACUUAAAAAUUUUUAAAUAGAGUUUAUAGUCAGCUCUUCGUUGUUUAGGACUACGCAGUCCAGUUAGUGGAUUUCAAUGCCUUAUUUAUCGUCCAAAGUAGAGACCUCAGGAAUCACAGAAGCCGGUCUGCUUGCCAGAGAGGAAGCUGUAGUCACUAGGAAAAACGAAUGUGUUAGGAUCACGUACUGAAUCCAGGUUUCUGUGCAUUUCCUAGAGCUUGUUAGCACGGGUUUGGAAGAGAUGACUGUAGGUAAGCGCCUUAAGCCCUUGACUUUCUGACCUGGUCAGGAGGAGUUAGUAGGAAAGGACUCAUCCUUAGCAGCAGUAGAGGUAGAGCUUGCAUCACAGACCUUUACAUAUUUUGGGGGGAUGCUUUUUGUGUAGUAGGAACGACUCGACGUUUUUUGCCAGCACUCAGCGUGCGGUCACCAUUGUGAUUGGUGCCGAGCCCUGGGUCUGGCUGUCUCCACACCUGAGGCCCUGCCACGGAGGACACGCCAUGCUCCCAGCAUCCUUUGCUCUCUUGAAUGUUCAUCUGUUCGAAUGUUUGGGCUGCCUUAUGCUAUAACUCCCCCUCUGUUGUUCCAUCCUGUUGACAGCUUGUAGAGAAGGCAGGAAUUCUGUUUACAUCUGAGUCCUUAAUGAUCAGGAAAGGGAUUAUAAACAAACAAAAAACUGUUGCCAACAGCAAUGCAAGUGUUACUAGAAAAGCAGUCCUGUGCCUGUUGCCCACGGUCUGCUUUCUCAGAUUUUUGGUGGAUUGCCACCAACAGCUGGAAAUGUGAUACUUUCCAUUCAUACCUGUUCGGUAACUUCCUACUUUUACUGCAUUGGCUCAUGUAGAACCCUUAACCUUUAAACAUUUCAUUUGCUUCAUUUUAUUAAGUAGUUGGUAGGUAGCAAGUUCCUGAAAUGCCCGAGUCCCUGUGUGUCAUGCCAAACACUUUGGGUGAUAAGUAGAGGAACUCUGACUCUUUAUUUCCAGCAGGUGCUAUAUUCCAGCCAUAAACAUUAAGGAAACACUGGGAAGUCGUUCUGACUCUGAGGCUCUGAGGGGGACUUGGGGUGUUUUAGGACGCGUACAGGUAGCUCAGCUGCCUAAAAUGUUCAUUGCUUUACAAUAUUCAGGCAAGAGGAUAGAUGUACUAUCUGCUAAUAAAUGAAGAAAGGAGAUAAACUCUGAAAAACACUUAAUAAACAUGUUUAUACUCUCAUCUUAGAAGAUAUUUUUAUUUCUGAAGCUGAAUUAUCCAUUAAACUUAAUUUAUAAAAGAAAAA